AUGCCGGAGAUGCAUCUGAUGGACAUGGACAUGCCGAUGCUGGCGCAAGCAGCGCUCGCGCACUCGCUGGCGCAGCAUCCCGCGGACUUGUCCGCGAGCUCGGGCAACGAAGCGUCGCCGUCGAGGCGGGCAGGGGGAGAGGCGGCGGGGUCCAUCCCACCCAUUCCCACCCCUCCCGCACCCCUCUCUCCACUCAACAUGCCCCUGGCGGGCGCGCCGGUUCCCCCAAGAGAGUCCCGCUCCGCCCACCGCAGCAGAUCGCGGGAGAAGGCGCGGGGGCACGGGGGGCACGGCGCGCACGGGGGGAGGCAGUGCCAGCGCAGCAUGAGUCACGACGAGGGGCAGCUGAACGGGUGGGCGGGCGGGGAGGGGGAAGCGGGGGAGGACGAGGAGGAGGGGGAGGACGAGGAGGGGGAGUGGGGGGAGGCGGAGGAGCAGGUGCGCGAGAAGCUGGCGCGCAUUGAGGAGAAGCUGGCGCGGCUGCGCGCCAAGCGGCAGCAGUACGUGGCAAGGCUGCAGCGCGUGCAGGCCAAGAAGGAGAAGGUCGCCGGACCCAUCCAACAGUGGCUCCGCCCGCCCCCGCGCCUGCAGCAGUAG
Molecule: messenger RNA, 597 nt
Organism: Closterium sp. Naga37s-1
Lineage: Eukaryota; Viridiplantae; Streptophyta; Zygnematophyceae; Desmidiales; Closteriaceae
Source: the annotation of a GenBank genome assembly